AUGUCUUCGUCCUUAAUAUACAUGUGUUGUUGUCGGUUUUUUAUAUUUAAAUUGAUUCUUCUUCUUCAUCAUCAUCCUGCUUCUUCUUCUCCUCCUCCUUCUUCUUUUUCUUCUUCUUCUUCUUCUUUGUUGUCUUCGCCGUCUUCUACUUCUUGUUCUUCGUCGUCGUCGCCGCCGUCUUGCUGCUGUUGUUGUUGUUGUUCUUGUUCUUCGUCGUCGUCGUCGUCACUGCCGUCUUCUUCUUCUUCGUCGUUGUCGUCAUCUUCUCCUCUUCUUCCUCCUCCUCUCCUCUUGUUUCUUCUUCUUCGUCGUCGUCGUCUUCUUCUUCUUCGUCGUCGUCGUCUUCUUCUUCUUCUUCUUCGUCGUCGUCUUCUUCUUCUUCUUCUUCUUCGUCGUCGUCGCCGUCGUCGUCGUCGUCGCCGUCGUCGUCGUCGUCGUCGUCGUCGUCACCGCCGUCUUCUUCUUCGUCGUCGUCAUCUUCUCCUCUUCUUCCUCCUCCUCUUCUCCUGCUUCUUCUUCUUCGUCGUCGUCGUCGUCUUCUUCUUCUUCUUCUUCUUCGUCGUCGUCGUCGUCGUCGUCUUCUUCUUCUUCUUCUAUGCUCAUAUUAUAAUUCUGCUGGUUCUUUCGUUCCUUAACACAUGCGUCACGCCCUGGCAUAUAAUUUCAUUCUUCCUUUUCCCAUUCUUUUUCUUUCUUAAACUCCUACCAUUCCCAUACUUGUUCUUUCUUUCACUCUUCCCUUUCCCAUUCUUGUUUCUUUUUUCACUCUACACUUUCCCAUUCUUUUUUUUUUCUUUCACUCUUCCCUUUCCCAUUCUUGUUCUUUCUUUCACUCAACCCAUUCCAAUUCUUUUUCUUUCGUUCACUCUCCCCUUUCACAUUUUUUCUUUCUUUCACUCUUCCCUUUUUUAUUUUUUCUUCCUUUCACUCUCCGCUUUCCCAUUCUUUUUCUUUCUUUCACUCUUCCCUUUCCUAUUCUUUUUCUCCCUUUCACCCUUUCCUUUCCCAUUCUUUUUCUUUCUUUCACGCUUUCCUUUCCCAUUCUUUUUCUUUCAUUCACUCUUUCUUUUCCCAUUAUUUCCUUUCUUUCACUCUUCGCUUUCCCAAUCUUUUCUUUUCCUUCACUCUUUCCUUUCCCAUUAUUUUCUUUCAUUCACUCUUCUCUUUCCCAUUAUUUCUCUUUCUUUCACUUCCAUUUCCCAUUCUUUUUCUCUCUUUCACUCUUCACUUUCCAAUUCUUUAUCUUUUUUUCACUCUUCCCUUUCCCAUACUUUUUCUUUCUUUCACUCUUCCCGUUCCAAUUCUUUUUCUCUUUCGCUCUUCAUUUCCCAUUCUUUUUCUUUCAUUCUCUCAUCCCUUUCCCAUUCUUUUAAUCUCUUUCACUCUUUCAUUUCCCAUUCUUUUUCUUUCCUUCACUCUUUUCCUUUUCCCAUUCUUUUUUUUCCUUCACUAUUUUUUUCCCAUUGUUUUUCUCUUUCACUUUCCCGUUUCCCAUACUUUUUUCUUUCUUUCACUCUUUCCUUUCCCAUUCUUUUCUUUCCUUUCCUUUCCCAUUCUUUUUUUUUCAUUCACUCUUUCUUUUUUCCCAUUAUUUCCUUUCUUUCACUCUUCCUUUCCCAAUCUUUUUUUUCCUUCCUCUUUUCCUUUCCCAUUAUUUUCUUUUUUUUCCCCCAUUAUUUCUUUUUUUCUCUUCCAUUUCCCAUUCUUUUUCUCUCUUUCCUCUUCACUUUCCAAUUUUUAUCUUUUUUUUUCUUCCCUUUCCCAUUUUUUUUUUUUUUCUUUCCUUCCCGUUCCAAUUCUUUUUCUCUUUCGCUCUUCAUUUCCCAUUCUUUUUCUUUCAUUCUCUCAUCCCUUUCCCAUUCUUUUAAUCUCUUUCACUCUUUCAUUUCCCAUUCUUUUUCUUUCCUUCACUCUUUCCUUUCCCAUUCUUUUUCUUUCCUUCACUAUUUUUUCCCAUUGUUUUUCUCUCUUUCACUUUCCCGUUUCCCAUACUUUUUCUUUCUUUCACUCUUUCCUUUCCCAUUCUUUUUUUCAUUCACACUUCUCUUUACUAUUCUUUUUCUUUCAUUCACUCUUUCCUUUCCCUUUCUUGUUUUUUCAUUCGCUCUUUCCUUUCCCAUUGUUUUUCUCCCUUUCACAUUUCUCUUUCCCAAUCUUUUUCUUUCUUUUACUCUUUCCUUUCCCUUUUUUCCUUUAUUCACUCUUUCCUUUUUCAUUCUUUUUCUUUCUUUCUUUCCUUUUCCCAUUCUUUUUUUUUUUUCUUUUCUUUUCUUUCCUUUCCUUUUUUCCUUUAUUCACUCUUUCCUUUUUCAUUCUUUUUCUUUCUUUCACUCUUCCCUUUCCCAUUCUUUUUCUUUCUUUUACUCUUUCCUUUCCCUUUUUUCCUUUAUUCACUCUUUCCUUUUUCAUUCUUUUUCUUUCUUUCACUCUUCCCUUUCCCAUUCUUUUUCUUUCCUUCACUAUUUUAUCCCAUUCUUUUUCUCUCUUUCACUUUCCCGUUUCCCAUACUUUUUCUUUCUUUCACUCUUUCCUUUCCCAUUCUUUUUUUCAUUCACACUUCUCUUUACUAUUCUUUUUCUUUCAUUCACUCUUUCCUUUCCCAUUGUUUUUCUCCCUUUCACAUUUCCCUUUCCCAUUCAUUUUCUUUCCUUCACUCUUUGCUUUCCCAUUGUUUUUCUUUCCUUCACUCUUCGCUUUCCCUUUCUUUUUCUUUCCUUCACUCUUUCCUUUCCCAUUGUUUUUCUCCCUUUCGCAUUUCCCUUUCCCAUUCUUUUUCUUUCUUUUACUCUUCACUUUCUCAUACUUUUUCUUUCUUUCACUCUUUCCUUUCCCUUCUUUUUCUUUCAUUCACUCUUUCCUUUCCCUUUUUUUCCUUCAUUUACUCUUACCUUUCCAUUUUUUCCUUCAUUUACUCUUACCUUUCCCAUUCUUUUUCUUUCCUUCACUCUUCCCUUUCCCAUUGUAUUUUCUCUCUUUCACUCUUCUCUUUCUCAUUCUUUUUCUUUCAUUCACUCCUCACUUUCCCAUUCUUUUUCUCUCUUUCACUCUUCUCUUUCCCAUUCUUUUUCUUUCUUUCACUCUUCCCCUUUCUAUUCUUUUUCUCUCUUUCAUCCUUCCCUUUCCCAGUCUUUUUCUUUCUCUUUUUCACUUAUCCCUUUCCCAUUCAUUUUCUUUCCUUCACUCUUCCCUUUCCCAUUCUUGUUCUUUCUUUCAGUCUUCUUUUUCCCAUUCUUUUCUGUCUAUUACUCAUCUCCUUCUCAAUUUUUUAUUUUUUUCACUUUUAUCUUUCCCAUUCUUCUCGUUCACUUUUUUAUCAUUCUAAUUCGUUUACUUUUCUUCUCAUUUUAUUCCUGUCUUUCUUUCACUCUUAUUCUAAUUUUUAUUCUCGUUUUCAUUCUUUUUCUUCCUAUUAUUUUUCUGAACAUUGUUAUUUUUACUAUUUAA
Molecule: messenger RNA, 3444 nt
Organism: Acanthosepion pharaonis
Lineage: Eukaryota; Metazoa; Mollusca; Cephalopoda; Sepiida; Sepiidae
Source: the annotation of a GenBank genome assembly